Molecule: messenger RNA, 5351 nt
Organism: Tachysurus vachellii
Lineage: Eukaryota; Metazoa; Chordata; Actinopteri; Siluriformes; Bagridae
Gene: mknk2b
Product: MAPK interacting serine/threonine kinase 2b
Exons: 14
Coding region: 255-1685 (476 amino acids)
Biological process (GO): peptidyl-serine phosphorylation; intracellular signal transduction; protein autophosphorylation
Cellular component (GO): nucleus; cytoplasm
Molecular function (GO): calmodulin binding; ATP binding; calcium-dependent protein serine/threonine kinase activity
Source: RefSeq, a predicted model, not a curated record
CAAUCGUGCACUGCUUUGUAUCUUCCUCACAGUAGAACACCAUCAGGUCCUCGACCGCACCACCAGCUGAGGGGUCGCACAACGGCAAUCAUACUGGAGCUAUAAACCCAAAUCAACGGGGUUUCCCGUUUAAAGCACUGCAUUCACCAGACUUCGGAUUAGCGAAGUGAGACCAGUCACUCCAGCUAACUGAACCGUUGUUGCCGGCAGCCACCGUUUGGGGAAAAAAAAAAGUCACUGAAUCAGGAAGCAAAAUGGUGCAGAACAAGAUUGCAGCCGUAACCGGAUUCCAUCGCUCUUUCAAGGGCCAAAACCCUUUCGAAACGGACGAAUUCUCCAAAACCGGAUCCCACCUUCUCGAUCCCGCCUUCAGUUUUGAUUGCUCCACUCGCCCUGACAUGCCAUCCAGCCAGCCGAUCGACAUUCCCGACGCCAAGAAGCGAAACAAGAAGAAAAAGAGGUGCCGGGCAACAGACAGCUUCUCUGGACGGUUUGAGGAUGUCUAUAAGCUACAGGAUGAAUUGUUGGGAGAAGGAGCGUACGCUAAAGUGCAAACCUGCAUCAGUCAGAUCACGCAGAAGGAAUACGCCGUGAAGAUCAUAGAGAAAAGACCGGGACACAGUCGCAGUCGUGUAUUCAGGGAGGUGGAAAUGCUGUAUCAGUGCCAGGGCCACAGAAACAUCCUGGAGCUUGUGGAGUUUUUUGAGGAAGAGGAUAAGUUUUAUCUGGUGUUUGAGAAGCUGAGAGGAGGCUCCGUCUUGAACCACAUUCACAGAAGGAGACAUUUCAGCGAACAGGAAGCGAGCAUUGUGGUGCAGGACAUCGCAAGCGCUCUGGACUUUCUGCACAACAAAGGAAUGGCCCACAGAGACCUUAAGCCAGAAAACAUCUUAUGUGAACAUGAAGACAGGAUUUCACCAGUGAAAAUUUGUGAUUUCGACCUGGGCAGUGGAAUCAAACUGAACAGCGACAGUUCUCCCAUCUCCACCCCAGAGCUCCUCACACCGUGCGGUUCUGCCGAAUACAUGGCGCCCGAGGUGGUGGAGGCGUUUAACGAGGAAGCCACCAUCUACGAUAAACGCUGCGACCUGUGGAGCCUGGGCGUCAUCCUGUACAUCAUGCUGAGUGGAUAUCCUCCCUUUGUGGGCCGCUGUGGAAGCGACUGUGGCUGGGAGAAUGGGGAGCCUUGUCACGCGUGCCAAAACACACUGUUUGAGAGUAUCCAGGAGGGCAAAUACGAGUUUCCUGAGAAAGAGUGGGCUCAUAUCUCCUGGGGUGCCAAAGACCUCAUCUCCAGACUGUUGGUCCGGGACGCAAAGAACCGGCUCAGUGCAUCUCAGGUUCUGCAGCACCCAUGGCUACGAGGGGGUGCUCCUGCUUCUAUCCCAGCCUCCAUCCUGCUUCAGAGAAACAGCAGCGCCAAGGACCUGACGUUCUUCGCCGGACAGGCGAUGGCUGUGAAUCGGCAGCUCGCCGAGCAGGAUGACCUCGACGCGCAGCGGCAGGACGAGGCGUCUCCUCAGGUAGUGACGGCGGGCGCGUGCUCUAUGCGUCUCUCGCCACCAUCCAACUCCAAACUAGCCAAACGGAGGCAGAGGAGCAGCGCCAUAAAGGGGGCGCCGGUGUCUGCGGCCGAGCUCAGCCAGCUCCUCGCACCGCUUGUCCUUAUCGGAGAUUGCGCCUGAGAGACAUUUCAGUUCCACUCAACCUGCUGGACAGUUGUCGAGGAAAUUAUUCUUAUUAUUAUUAUUUUUUUAAAUAAAUCUCUGCUGCCCCCUGGUUCAAGCGUCCCUCUGUCUAUCUGUACGUCUCCCUCAUUAAAGGAUUUCAUCAUCUAAGAAAUUUUUGGGAGAUGCAAUUCCUGUAUGCAAAAUGAGGCUCAUCCCGAACCCUGUCGCAGCGUCGCUCCCUCCUUUUGUUCAUCCUCAGGCUCCUCCAGCACUUCUGUCAGCACCCAGCAGCAGGGUUCGGGACAGAUAAGAUAAACAGAGGAAUCCUUUUUUUUUUUUUUUUUUUUUCCCCCCCAUUUAAAUCAUCUAAUAGGCAGAACAAUUUGAAGCCAGCCGCUCAAGACACCAAAGGACUACAACACCCACAGAAACCCCUCCCCUUUCCUCAGCUGCUUCCACUUUUACAACUGGAUUCACUGUGAAUUAUUUUAUUUUUUUUUUAUUCUUUUUCUUCUUUUUUCUCAAUGAGAAGACUUUCUGCCUCCUGUACGUGUGUACGAGUCCAGACAUCCCCAUCGUCAGUACUAAGAUUCGCACGCUUUAUGCAAUUCCUAAUGACUUCUCUGGUCAUUUUGUCAGACUUCUGGGAGAUCUUUCUGUGCUGCCAGUGCCUCAGCGCUCCUCGCCUCGCCUCACCUCCAUUAGUGUUCCAAAGCCAAUGAAUUCCUGUCAUCAGCAGACAAAACCCCAGACAUGUAUCGUAAUACAGCAUUAAACUCGUCGUCUGGUAUUCAGGAUCGGCCUCUUUACCAAAUUAACGAAAGCACUAAACGUUUUUCUCGGAGUGUUACAAAAUGUUUCAAAUCUGUGCCCGAGUUCUCGCAAAUACAUCCGACCGCAUUUUCUCCAAAAGUGCACUUUGAGAACUCUUUGGAACGUCUUCACGUAACUCGGGAGCCUACUUAAGUUCCCCCCCCCCCCUCGAAUAAUUUAAAAGCCGUUUAACUUCUCAGAUUUGUCUUCUGUUGAAGACGUGAAGGUUUAAUUGGCACACAGGAAAUCCCCACCAUCUAAAGUCGACCACAAUGUCAGGAGAUUGUAGAGAUCAGCACAACAAAGGGGGUUAGUCUUUAAGCGCACACGGCAGGACGAUCACGCGGUUAUGCAAGCACAGGUUUGUUUACGUGACUAAACGUUCUCCAGCUGCUCAUGGAACAAGGCUUUCACUUCAGUUUGGUACCGACGCCACGGUCCGAUGGCGCGGCGAUGUAGAAAACCGUCGCCAAAUUAGUACGACAUUUAAGACCCAUUACAACGACGGGGAGAGAUUCGUUUGUCAUAAUGUUAACAAUUUAAAAAAAAUGUAAAAAAAAAAAUGGAAAUGCAUUCCAGAAAAAAAAAUCAGUCAGAAAAUAUUAAAAAAAAAAGUCUUCCAUGGCAAAGUAGCUGUAUGAAUCUUUUUUUUUUUUUUUUUUUUUUUUUUUUUUUGUGCAUAACUCCAUUUGAAUAUUUAAACUGUGCCACACUGAUGUUUUAAGCUUUUUAUUUUUAUUAUUACUGUUGUUAUUGUAUCUUCAUCUUCAAGCAGGUGCUGUUCUAACGUUCAGGUGAAACACCGUUUUUUUUUUUUUGCUUCGUUUCCUCACCCGAAUAUAUUGUUUUUUUCUUCUUCUUUUUUUUUUUAUUAUUUUUUUAUUUUUAUUUUUUUAUAUAUUAGCUCAUUUAAGUAUUCAUGUGCGAUAUCGCAGGAGCAGAUGAUGCUGUAUAAAAACGUGAAAGAUUUAAAAAAAGGAAAAAACAAACAAUAAUAUUGAAGUGAGAAAAGAAAAGGCAACGUUUUACUACUUUCAGUGUUUUUCAUAAGAGGCGGACAAAUCCUAAGUCGAUUGACUUAACGAGCCCAAACAGACACUCAGACCUGACGUAUGAGGUUAAAAAGUGAGACGUAGCGUAAUAAUGUGUUGAUCCAGCUAGACAGACGAGUGCAUUAAUACAGAAACAAAAAAAAAGUAAUAAUGCAGACGAGCAAGACGUUGGACGACACCGUCUUGUCUACCGAGCUCCAUCAGACUCUGAUUAAAAACAAACAAAACCAAUAAUUAGAGAUUUGUCCACCUCAGGCCUUGUUAGUAAUUUUGUCUACUUCAGGUUAGUUUGCUUCAUGUUUUUUUUUUUUGUUUUUGUUUUUGUUUUUGCGUCGUUUGUUUGUUUAAUCCCAAAUAAGUUUGUGACACGGAGCACAGGAUUGUGCUUGAGGGACGUUUGGCAAAGAAAGUGCAUCAUGCGAGUCUUAGACGUACGUGUCCACAUUAGUAGAUUAGUGGAACUUGUUUGAUGGGUUGUACCUGUUUUCAGGCGUUAAUGUCAACGAGAAGGUUAAAAAAAAGAAAAACAGUCCACGCACCAUAUAACAACCCUGUCGAAUGUUAAUCGAGCGCCGCUUCCGCUCGCUCGACGGUGCGUCGCUUUUUCUUUCGUAGGUCGCAAAAACGACACAAACGGCACUCGAGCCUAUUAGUUCAGAAUAGGACACUGAUUGUAAUUUUUUUAUAUAUAUAUAUUUCUACAUUUGCAUCUUUUGUGGAGGUUUUAUGUCUUAUAGUAAGACUUACUUGAAUUGUAUAUGCAGCGGUUUUCUCACAUUUUGCUCGGGAAACUACCUUUAUACAGACACACACACACACACACACACACACAAAGCUGUUCUUGACAUGAGGCAAUCGCUUUGGUUUGGAGAAUCAUUUCGAACUCUCGUCGAAUCAGUAUUUAUCUCGACUUUACGUCCUCAUCCUGUUUUCACUGCAGAGACACCGGACGUUGGUUUUGUUCUCAAACAUUAAAAAAAAAACAAAUGGAAAAAAAAAAAAACGUGGCUCGUAUUCGGGACGCCCGCCAGCGUCUGUGACGAGAUCCACCGCUGUUUCUUUCUUUCUUUCUUUUUUUUUUUUUUUUUUUUUUUUUAAUUUAAAAAAAAAAAAUUCCCCACCUAGAAAUGAACGACUGCCUCAUAUUAAAGAGUCGGGGAUGAGUUUUAAACCUCACGUUUCUUUCUUCCGUUGGUUUUGUUGUGUAAAAGGUUGGAAGAACAGCCUGGUUACUUGUAGCAGUGGGAUGUUGGAUUACAACCUUAUUUCCCAAGUGAAUUAUUAUUAUUAUUAUUUUUAUGAUAUAUAUUUUUUUUAUUAUUAUUAUUGCUACAAUAAGGGUUGAGAUGCUUUUAUUUUUUUCUCUGUUCGAACGUUUUUCAUGUUAAUGUGACCUGAAGGUUGAAAAACUCUUGUGUAUUCAGCACUGUCUGAUUUCCUGAUUUCUGAACCCGCCCCAUCACCCAAAUGACUCCUGGGAAGAAAAUCCAAACCGCAGGGUUAUUUCCACCAAGCGGGGUUUCUCGGUUAGCCGAGCGAGCGUCGUUCCUUAGGACUGUCCCCUGUCCUCUCCUUUCCUCUUCUCUUCUCUUCUCUUCUCUUCUCCUAAUGCUCAGUCUCGUAUAACCGAGAAAGCUCGCUUCCUGAAACGACCCGCAGGCCGGGGUUUCCUCCCAGGACGACGACAAACCGUAGAAGCACUUUACUGUACCACGUGGCUGAUUUCAGUUCACUCGAAGCAAGACAUGACAUGUUGUUGCAGGAUUUUGUAUUGUUUUCUAAUGAAAAGAAACAAUAAAACGCUUGGAACCACAAA